Molecule: messenger RNA, 1297 nt
Organism: Medicago truncatula (barrel medic)
Lineage: Eukaryota; Viridiplantae; Streptophyta; Magnoliopsida; Fabales; Fabaceae
Product: vesicle-associated protein 1-2
Exons: 8
Coding region: 195-926 (243 amino acids)
Biological process (GO): endoplasmic reticulum membrane organization
Cellular component (GO): endoplasmic reticulum membrane; plasma membrane
Source: RefSeq, a predicted model, not a curated record
AGAGAGGUUGAAAUGAAUGGCGUCACACUAUCCACCACAAAGUAAAUACUAGAAAAAAGGAAAUGAAAUGGAAUGAGAAUCCAUAGUUCCCUGUCACAAUCACUUUCUUCUUUUUCUUUUUCACAUUUUCAAAUUCCACUUUCUCGAUCGCAUUGCUGUCGCCAUAACCAGAUUCUGUAGAUCGCGCUUCCACGAUGAUGAUGUCCACUGGUGACCUUCUCAACAUCGAACCCGUCGAACUCAAGUUCUUAUUUGAGCUCAAGAAACAGAUCUCGUGUUCUCUUCAAUUAUCAAAUAAGACAGAUAGCUAUGUUGCUUUCAAGGUAAAAACGACCAAUCCCAGGAAGUAUUGCGUUCGUCCAAACACUGGAGUUGUUUUGCCUCAAUCUACAUGUGAAGUUAUAGUUACUAUGCAAGCGCAAAAGGAAGUUCCCCCUGAUAUGCAAUGCAAGGAUAAGUUUCUUCUUCAAAGUGUACGAGUAAAUGAUGGUGCUGACGCGAAGGAGAUUACUCCCGAAAUGUUUAACAAGGAAGCAGGGCAUGUGGUUGAGGAGUGCAAAUUGAGAGUGGUAUAUGUCGCUCCACCUCAACCUCAAUCUCCAGUCCCAGAAAGUUCUGAGGAAGGAUCAUCACCUAGAGGUUCUGUUACUGAAAAUGGAAAUGCCAAUGGUUCUGACUCCACAACGGUGAUGAGAGGAUUUACCGAACGAAAUGGGACUCCAGAAAAAUCUGCAGAGGCAAAAGCUCUUAUGUUAAGGCUGACUGAAGAAAAGAAUAAUGCAAUUCAACUAAAUAGCAAGCUGCGUCAGGAACUGGACAUGCUGAGACGUCAAAGCAACAAAAGUCGUGGUAAUGUCUCCAUGAUCUUUGUCAUAUUAAUUGGUUUACUUGGCUUAAUUAUGGGGUAUCUCCUGAAGAAGACCUAAGCUUUUUUCGGGCAUUGGAUCUUUCAUCAUACUUCAUAGUUUCCCUGUUGUUCUUGACUACUCAAUUGAAGAAAUGAUGACGAAAGGCAAAAUAGGUUAAUUUAGCUGGCGUUUUUUUUCUUCUCUCUUUUCCGUAAGGAUCUUUAGCAAUUCGAAUGUAGAAACAUUAAUUGAAAGUGUGGGUCAGUUGGUUGAAGAGCAUAUUAUUGUGAAUUCACUCAUGCUUUCAGUAACAAACAUUCUUUUUGUAACUUAUGGGAAAUUUGUUGUGUGGUUCAAUUAGUCGAGCUAACGAAGACCACUAGUAAAAUGCAAAGUAAGAAUAAGAAACAUUCUUUUUGUAACUUAUGGAAAAUUUGUUGUGUGGUUCA